Messenger RNA from Fundulus heteroclitus (mummichog), 7515 nucleotides. RefSeq names its product protein NYNRIN-like. Gene Ontology annotation, molecular function: nucleic acid binding; RNA-DNA hybrid ribonuclease activity. The record is from RefSeq and is a predicted model, not a curated record. The transcript has 2 exons. Bases 77 to 3148 code for a protein of 1023 amino acids. NCBI's taxonomy places the organism in Eukaryota, Metazoa, Chordata, Actinopteri, Cyprinodontiformes, Fundulidae. Gene Ontology annotation, biological process: DNA integration.
ACCACAAGUUGUGACAGUGCCUGUUGAUCUAAAAGAUCAGUCUGAGGAAAAUGGUUCCUCUAAAGAUCAACCAUUAAUGCAGGACAUGCUAAAAAAUGUCCCUGAGCACUUAUGGUCCAAACAUGAUACAGAUGUGGGUUUAGUAAAAUCUGCAGAACCAGUCUCAGUUCAAAUAAAACCAAAUGCACGGUUUCCUUUUCGCCAGCAAUACCCAUUAAAACCAGAAGCAGAACAAGGCAUUCAGAAAACCAUUGACGGAUUGAUGCAAGCAGGUGUGCUGGUGGAAGUAGAAAGUCAAUGUAAUACUCCAAUUUUUCCAGUUCUGAAAGCAGACAAAAACAAAUACCGUCUUGUUCAUGACUUAAGAGAAAUAAACAAGAUAAUAGUAGACGCAGAAUCGGAUGUGCCAAAUCCAAAUACUCUUUUAAAUUCAAUACCAUCAGAAGCAUAUUUUUUCACCGUUAUUGAUCUCUGUUCAGCGUUUUUCAGCAUUCCGCUAGCGGAAGAGUCACAACAUUUAUUCGCAUUUACCUACAGAGGUAAAAAGCUCAGUUAUACCCGAUUGCCUCAAGGGUUUAAACUUAGCCCGCACAUAUUUAAUCAGGUGCUAAAAAAUGAUUUGGAAGGACUCAAUCUAACUGGAACUGUGUUACAGUAUGUGGAUGAUUUGUUAAUCUGUGGAAACACACUAAAUGACUGUCAUCAGGACUCAAUCAAAGUUCUACAAAGAUUAGCAGAGGGAGGACACAAGGUCUCCAAACAAAAACUACAGUAUUGUCAACCACAGGUAGAUUACCUAGGAAGACAAAUAUCCCAAGGAACAGUUGGCAUUUCACCUUCUCAGCUGGAAGGUGUCAGCAAAGCUCCAAGUCCACGAACAGUUGGCGAAAUGAUGACAUUUUUGGGAAUGACAGGUUUCAAUGCAGACUGGAUUGAAAACUAUGCGGAAAAAUCAGCACCACUUAGAGAGCUCAUAAAAGAAACAGGAAACCAGUCAUUAAAAGCAGUGUUAAAAUGGACAACAGAAGCUAAAAUAGCUUUUGAAACACUAAAACAGGAAAUGCAAGUGGCACCAACUUUGGCAUUGCCAAACUAUGACAAACAAUUUUACCUGUAUGUAGCCAACAGAAAAAACAUGUACGCAUCAGCUGUACUAAUGCAAGAAACCUGUGUAGGACGACGAAAACAAGCCAUUGCUUAUUACAGCACUAAACUAGACAAUGUGGCCCAAGGUUGGCCACCAUGUUAUCAAGGUCUAGCAGCAGUCUACUACGCUUAUGAAAAAGCAUCAACCAUAACAAUGGGUUAUCCGGUAACAAUACAGACCCACCACAAAAUCACAGAACUGAUAAACCAAGGAAAGUUUGUGAUGACUCAGGCAAGAUGUUUACAGUACAUGCCACUUUUAACAUAUCCAGAUGUAACAGUACAAAGGUGCACAACAAACAACCCUGCUGACAUGGUACCUCUACACUGUGAAGGAGAACCACACGAGUGUCUUGCAGAAACAAUGAAAUUCACAAGACUAAGACCCGAUUUAGAGUCAACUCCGAUAAUGAACGCGGAAGUCACUUAUUUUGUUGACGGGUCAUGUUUCAGAGAUCAUCUUGGAAACCACGCAGGUUAUGCUGUGGUUAAACAAGUAGGAGACAAUUUUGUAACAGUCAAAGCAGAAAAAUGUGAGCAACCAUGUUCUGCCCAAAAGGCAGAACUAAAAGCUUUGACAGAAGCGUGCAAACUAGCAAAAGGAAAAGUAGCAAACAUAUUCACAGACUCGGCUUAUGCCCAUGGGGUGUGUUAUCUGUUUGCUGCUGUUUGGAAACAAAGAGGUUUCAAACGAGCAGACGGCAGUCCAGUAUUACAUCAAGAACAGCUAAAAGAGCUGAUUGCAUCGAUGAUGCUGCCAUCAAGACUGGCAGUGAUCAAAUGUAACGCCCAUCGUAAAGGUAAUGAUUUAGUCAUUAAAGGGAACAACGCCGCAGAUGAGGCAGCAAAACUAGCAUCAAAGUGCCAGAUGGCUAUCUUGGCACCAGUGGUCACCUUGGAACCAAUGGUGACACCAGAAGACAUAAUUUUGAUGCAGCAGGAAGCAGGUGAGAGUGAGCACUCUCUCUGGGCGCAGAGAGGUGCGACAAUGAGUGAAAAUGGUUUGUGGAGAUCACAAAGUGGACAUUUAGUUGCACCAGUAGCAUUGUUGACAAUGUUGGUCUCAGAAGCACAUGGUUUGGAUCACUGUGGUAGAGGUAAAGUGAUGGAGAAGUUGAAAAAGCAAGGUUAUUGGUCGCCUUACAUGCAAGCAAUGGUGGAUGAAAUCUUGAGCCAAUGUGAAAUAUGUGCAGAAAACAAUGUACGAAAAGGCAUAAAAUCACCGAUUGGACACAUUCCGGUCCCUGAGGGACCCUUUAAACAUCUUGUGAUAGAUUAUGUUGACAUGAUAAAGCCAGUGCAAGGGAAAAGGUACAUGCUGGUUGUGAUCGAUCGGUUCAGCCGAUGGGUUGAAGCAGUCCCAUCAAAGACAUUGGGAGCUGAGACAGUGAUUAAGUUUCUGACAAGAGAGGUGAUUCCGAGAUUUGGCAUCCCAUCAGAAAUCAGUUCAGAUAAUGGUUCAGCUUUUAUCCAAAAGGUGUUAAAAGGUGUUUUGUUAAAGCUAGGAAUUAAACAACGCUUUGGAGCAAUCUAUCACCCGCAGAGUGAGGGUAUUGUUGAGAGAAUCAAUGGGACUUUGAAAGCUAAGCUGAAUAAAAUCUGUGCUUCUACUAACCUAAACUGGGCUGAUGCUUUGCCGCUUGCGCUAAUGAGCUAUCGCAUGCAGAUGCACCGCAGCACACAUUUAACCCCGCAUGAAAUGCUAACAGGCAGAACAAUGCCAGUGCCUGAAUGGAGGCUUCCAUUCAAAGGCCCGGCACUUGAACAGCUACAGACAGAGUUGAAAGCAUAUAUGGACCAACUAACUGCUAUCCAUAGAGCUAUCUAUCUGCAGGAAAAAGCCAGAAGUUCCUGUCCAGAGUCGGUGGUGAAGAGACCAGUCGAACCAGGAGACCUGGUAUACGUGAAGGUGUUCAGACGUAAAUGGAACAGCUCGAGAUGGGACGGACCAUUUGAGGUCAAACGAGCGACCGCAACCGCCGUCCAAGUUCAGAGGUGGUGAGCCUAACAACAGCGAGGCCGGAGAUGAACUCUCACAGCCUGCAGACGGCACCACGGCAUCAGCCAACGCCAGCUCAACCACGAGUGAAACGAGCAACGAGUAAUGAGGGUCGAGACGAUCGAAAUGCAACCAUGAAAUGUGGGACUUCAGUCUAUAAAGGGAAAUCCACCUUUGCAGAACAAGAUAAGUACAACACAACGUUAAUGAGUUUGACAAAGUACACACCAGUGUUUUUACCAGCUGAACUGAAGUCAAUGACUCAUCUAGGUCUUAAAGAACAGUUAAGAGAAAAAACAAAAAGGUUGCGUAAGAAAAGAGAGACCCAAGCUGAAUUCAAAUGGAAAGCAACGGUAACCGAUACAGGAUUUCGUACAAAAUUAGAUACGGAAUUUGUGGUGAACAUUUAUUACAAUGAUCAAAAAUUGUGUGGAAAAAGUGUCAAAAAGGUAUAUACAGAAUAUGGGAUAAAUCAGUGCUCAUUUAUUCUGUACAUAAAGGAUGAUGGUUUUGAGGUAGAAAUAGAAAUAGAAUCCCACAUGGAUCCCGAGGACAAUUACAAAUAUAACUUAACAAUGAAGAAUCUACAAAACCACAAUGUAGUAUCAGGAAAUGGUGAUUUAGAACGAAUAGGAAAUAAGGAAGUUAAUGCUACAGUCCAAAUGUUUAAUGACCGAAUUAGGAUACAUGUGGAGCCAGACAGUGAUAAUUAUGACUUGGUUGAAAGAAACGUGAUUAUCUCUAGAUUACUGCAAAAAGGUGACAGACGAAGGAUGUGUAAUUUGCAUACUAAUGUAAGCCAUCAACUAUCAAGUCUAAAUCAAGAAAACAUUAAUUGUAAUAUGACUGUUUGGAAUGCAGAUUGUGGAUGGAUUAUUGAAGCAAAUGUAAUAGCUUUCCGGAUUAACAAAACAUACGAGUUGAAAUUCGAAGACGUCACCUCGAGUGGAAAAGUAGAUUCAACUAUAUUAUGGACCUUACCACGUAAAGAGACUUUACCAGAAGAUGUAAAUUGUUUUCCCCCAACAACUAUGGCUACUAGAACUACAGUACAAGUGAAGAAAAUGACUGACCCUAGUGGAAAUGUGACUUUACCUACUUCAGUCACUAAAUCAGGACUAAAUAAGUCGACAACUUUAACGGAAAAUACAUUAACGGUCAUAUCAGCGUCUAAAAUUUUAAAUAGCACAAUACAAAUUUCAACAAAUAAUAGUGAUAUUACAAAGGUAAGUACAAGUAAAAUGGAAGUGCAACCUACAGAGGUUGCUUGGGACUUGGACAACGCAAAACCUACCGUGAUUCGACCUAAGAGCAUAAUAACUGAACCUCCAACAACUGUUAUAACUAAAAUAAGUCUACAGCCAAUAGUUUCAAAUACAAUUAAAACCACAAAGGAAGUGUUAAAUACUACUAAACCCUCACUAAUAAGAUUAAUUACAACAGCACCUCCUCCGGUUGAGGUAACAUCAGAUCAGGACAACAACCUAAUAUUAGAAUUCGCAGAACCAGAUCCAAAACAGUAUGGAUGCUCUGAAAAGGAAGGAUGUGAAGAUUUCUCUGAAGGGUUGGAUAAAUUUUAUGAAAAACAAAAUCCAAAAGUAGCUACACCAAGAACAAUAAAUAAAUUACAGGAUAUUAAAUGGCAUGGAAUCAGACCAAGGGGUGAUCCUUUAUGGCAAAGAGCCAUACGUAAUACAUGGUAUAGCUGGUCAUGGUAUACAGCAAGAGAGUUAACUAAAAAUGAUUGCUUAAUCUGUACUGCUGCUCCGGGAGCAGUUCCGAUGGUUAUUCCAGAAAAAUAUACGUCAAAAGAAUGUGCAGGUGUACAACGUCAAAAAUGUAGGAAUGGUGAGUUCACUUCAAGAGAAGACGCAGUGUCAUUCUUUAAAUUACCUAUGUGUGGCUUGAGUUGCAGACUCUUAUAUGGUUCAAGAAACUCUCAUCAAUACUUAGAAAAAUGGAAAGGGUAUAAAUUAGAAUCAUUGUGUGCAGAAUUUAACAUUAGUACUACAGAUAAUGUUCCACCCACUGACUAUGAAAUAGAUUAUGAUGCAGACUACGAAUGUUUCGUCAGUGGAGGUUUUGAGGACAAUGAAGGAAUUAAUGUAGGAAAUACCACUGUAAAAUGUAAUGUAACCUGGGUAUUAUCUUGGUUUAAGCAUGCAAAUGUAACACCAGUGUUUGCUACAAAGCCCGUUUGGUUUGAAAACCCAGAUUUUAUAGAAGAGGACUGUAAAAAUAUAACUAUGACGAUUCCCAAACUUUUCUUUUUAGGAGAUCAAACGUAUCCAGUGGCAGACAGUUACUGGAUGUGUGGUGAUGACAUGCUAAUGAACACCUUACCACUUAAGUGGGUAGGGCUCUGUGCAUUAGUACGAAUGAAAGUACCAAUAACUUUAGUGUAUGAAGGGGUAAAAGAAUUAGCUCAGAUUGAAACAGGUAAAAAUAGGUCUCGUCGGAGUUUAGACGAUUACGGACUAAAUGAAGGAGUUUAUUUAAAUUUUAUUGGUCAACCAAGAGGAAUUCCAGAUGAAUUUAAAGCACAACAUGAAGUUAAAGCAGGUUUUGAGUCUAUUUUACCUCAAAUUACUAUUAAUAAAAAUGUUGAAUGGAUAAAUUACAUUUACUAUAAUCAGCAAAGGAUGAUAAAUUUCACGGUUGAAGGAUUUAUGGCACUGGGAGACCAAGUACAUGAAACAAGUAGAAUGGUAAUACAAAACAGACAAGCCUUAGAUUGGCUUUUAGCAAGUAAGGGAGGUGUUUGUCACAUGUUCGGUAAUCAGUGCUGUACAUACAUUCCCAUGAACACAGCUCCUAAAGGUUCGUUUAGGGCAGUAAUGGUUAAACUUAUGAAACUUAAAGAGGAAGUAAAAGAGAAUGCUGGUAGAAACAACUGGUCGUGGAAAAGUCUGGAAGAAAUUUUAGGAGAAUGGGGUGUUUUAGCUGCUAAAACAGGACUAACUUUGGUAAUAACGCUGAUUGUAAUCUUAUUGUUUCUGUGUUGUGUUGUGCCUAUUUUGAAAAGGUGGAUUGUGGGAACGAUGUAUAGAUGGAUGACAUCAGGCAGCAGCCAUCGAAAAGGCUGACAUCCCGGCCGCCUGGACACGUCUAUGGACUCACACGUAUGCUACAGACUCAUUCCAAAUGGAAAGGAGUACCCGUGAUCGAGACGGACUCUUUUGUUUUGCUACGUGUCCAUGGACUCAUUCAAACCAAGCACAUGAACUGAAGACUGACUAACCCUAUUAACCUUGUUUAAGUUACUCAAUCUAAGAUUAAAUGAAUAAAAUAUAAUACAAUAAAGCAUUAGUAGAUAAGGUAGCACAGGCGGCCGGUUAGUUUAAUCUGUCAUAACAUUAUACUUUAACAUUCGUUUCUGUUUAACCCUCCGUAUCAGUUUAUUAGCAAGAUAAUUUGCAUAUAUAUAAUCCAUGUGUUUCAUAUGUUGUUUAUUGAUGGUUGUAUAUGUUACAUUCUAUUAGGUACUCUUUUUGAAUGAUAAGUGAUGGAUUUCAUUGCAAGUAGCAUGGCUGAUUUCCAAUUGAUGCCGGUCGACCUGACUGGCGGAUGCUCGAUGGGGAACCGAGAUCCAUGGGAGAGUUUUUUCCCCUGAGAACAGUACAUGAAUAAGUGCCAACAACGGGGUUUUUCGCUUCCAUAUCAGCUGGAUUGAUGCCAAUGUGAAAGCAAUGACUAUUUUCUCUCUCUCUCUCUCUCUCUCCCUCUCUCUCUCUCUCUCUCUCUCUCUGAAAUGUGUUAUUGAUUGUAAUUUGCACUUAUUACAAGUCAGUGUUGAUGAACAAUUAUGUGGACACCGUGAUCACAUUAGUAUAUUAUCCAUUGGUUGUGUAAGCAAUUACAUUUUUAGAUGUGUUAUCAUUAUAGCUAAGCUUGAUUAGUGUGGAGUCAGAUUUUCUCUUUAUACGAUGUUUAGUCUAUGUACUUUAGUAUAUAGAGGGUUCCUUAGGAGUGUUACGUAAGUAACGUAACAAGGGAGGAUGUGUAGGGGUUGGAAAACAUCUGAAGUCUGUUUGUCCUGAAAGCGAGGCAAAGGGAGCACAAGUCCAGAAUACGACCAGGACAUGACAUCCUGUGUGACCCAAACAGAGGUCAACUGACAAGAUAAGGUUGUCUGUUUUUCAACGUUUGUGGAGCUGUUCCCAGAAAUAAGACCAAUGUCUGCCAAAGGAGGCUGGAAGGACGUGGACCAAUGGAUGCAUGUAGAAUCUUAUUUGUAACACACACCCAUCUGUGGGAUAUAAAAUGCAUGUACACUAUGUUGUAAUCAGAACCCUAUCUCACACCCGUUCGUACGUGCUUGAGAGGUAAAGCCUGAAAUAAAUUGGGUUCCCAGUUGGCAAGCAGAAAGA